Messenger RNA from Siniperca chuatsi (mandarin fish), 4085 nucleotides. It is a transcript of the gene tbccd1, whose product is annotated as TBCC domain containing 1. Bases 258 to 2045 code for a protein of 595 amino acids. The transcript has 9 exons. NCBI's taxonomy places the organism in Eukaryota, Metazoa, Chordata, Actinopteri, Centrarchiformes, Sinipercidae. Gene Ontology annotation, cellular component: spindle pole centrosome. The record is from RefSeq and is a predicted model, not a curated record. Gene Ontology annotation, biological process: maintenance of Golgi location; maintenance of centrosome location.
UUGUGUGUGAAAACAGCCUUGCAGGUGCAGGCUAAAGCGCGCCCCCGCGAGCGGCGCGCAACAGAUGCCUGUUCGGGUCUCGGCGAGAGGACGGCGCCAAAUAGGAAGAACCGCAGACGUGUGUCGGGUCUGCCUCUAAUCACAACAAACCAGAGUCAGCGACGGGGACUCGUUCUCAUCUUUGCUUCCACUUAUGAGUAACUUGACCCGUCGAGACGGAACAUCGCGUUGCCUGGACGAAGACAAAGGCUGAAAACAUGGAGGCAGACAGUGUGAGUAUAUGGCCACGCAUGGAACCCUUCUUACUGGGUGCCCUGCAGGUGUCUCCCUCCUCCAAGCUCAGCCUGCACUAUCUUCGCAAGAUGGCAAUCUAUGUGCGAACACGGGAUGGCUGCUUCCCCAUUUUGGGCUGGCCCAUGUGGAGGCAUAUUGCCUGCGGAAAGCUACAGCUUCCAGAAGACCUUGCGUGGCUCUACUUUGAGACAUUUGACCUUCUUAUAGGCCACACUCCGGAGGAGAGGCUGGAGUGGGCAGAGUGUCUUUCUCAGUGCUCUUCCAAAAGCGAGCUGGACGAACAAAGGAGCAAGUUGUCCGUGGACACACUGCAGUUCCUCCUCUUCCUCUAUAUCCAGCAGCUGAACCGCGUGUCUCUACGUACCUCUCUGAUCGGUGAAGAGUGGCCCAGUCAUCGUACUCGCUCCCCCUCUCCAUCAGACCGAGAAGCCAAGACUAGCUCUCAGAACAAGAACUGGGAUGAUCAGGCCCACCUGUCAUUUGUGCAAAGCCAUCUAGCUGAGAUUCUGGAGCUGCUGGUGGAGCCAGGACAACUGUCACAAUCUGGACAGGCCCUUAGAGAUUGCCAGAUAUCCCUGGAGUCUGUGCGAAGCUUGGGCCUGCUAUUGGAAGGCUUGGUUUGCCAUGGCAGAGCUGUUCAGCCUGUCCACAGGCUGCUGACUAAAGGUCCGCUCCAGACACAAGCUGGCUACUCUGCACUCAGCCGCUCCUUCCCCCUGCACAAGCUACUUUCGUGUCUCCAGCGCAGCCUCACACUCAACCCCUUUGGGAUGACUGCCUGCCUGCGCUCAGGCAAGAAACUAGCCUGGGCUCAACAAGUGGAGGGGGCCAUGAAGAGAGCCAAAAUAGCCCGAAACACCCACAUGGCUCCACCUGGCAGUAAGAUGGUGCUGAUGUCGCAAGUCUUCAAACAGACCCUGGCUAAAACCUCCGACAAGCUGGCCGGUGCCAACAUCAAAAUCCACAGAUGCUCAGAUGCCUUCAUAUACCUUCUCUCACCUCUCAGAUCAGUCAGUGUGGACAAAUGCCGUGACAGCACAGUGGUUCUGGGUCCUGUUGAGACCAGCGUCCACAUCCACAGCUGCCAGAACCUGCGGGUGGUGUGUGUGGCCGGCAGGAUCGCUAUCGGAGCCUCCUCAUGUUGCACUGUCCACGCCUUGACGCCCACUCGCCCCCUGCUCCUACCUGGAAAUACAGACAUUACACUGGGGCCUUUCCACACUUUCUACCCCUCCCUGGAGGAUCAUAUGGCCAGCGUGGGGCUGGCUGUAGUCCCAAAUGACUGGGAUCGGCCGUUGCUUCUGGGGACCGAGGGCCUCGUCAACCCCUCACUCAACACAUCAUCCAACCCAGACCCUGCCUGCUACCGCCUGCUGCCCCCAGCUGAGUUUCACACACUGGUUGUGCCUUUCCAGAUGGAGGGCGACACAUGUGAGGUGCCAGGGGGAUUGCCCCCUCCAUAUCAGGCAGCACUUGAUGAAAAGCAGAAGAGGAUACAGAACUGGCAGAAGACUGUGAUGGAGGCCCGGCUGAACAAGGAGCAGAAGCGGCAGUUCCAGGAGUUGGUGGAGGUCAAGUUCCACAAGUGGCUUCUGGAGAAGGGGCACAGGCAGGAACUUGACAGCCUUAUCCCACCCACGAUAGCCUCUUUAAAGGACUCCGAUGGGCCUGCAACAGACAUGCCCCGAGUUAAUGACUCCAAACAUAUUAGGACUGGACGGGCAGUGAGACAGUCACCUAUGGCUUGUUGAAUUGUUGGGUUAGCCUUGUUUGGGUCUCAGCCAGCAGGAUAAUUACACGUGUAAAUUAAGGUAGCGCAACAGUAUGCACAGACAGGCUACAUAUGGUCUUACUGAUAUUUGGAGCUCCUGUAAGUUCUUACACGCUUACUGCAAGUAUUAUUGUACAGUAUGUUUGUGGUUGUUUACACCUUCUUCCUGGCAAGUCUGGAGUGCUUGAUCCAGCUUUUAUAGCAACUUAUGUCCCACUCAUUCCUGAGUGGAAGGCUGGUAUGAGCUGCUUUACAAUUCCUUCUUAAGAAAAGGCAGCUAAGUCUUUAACGUGUCGAGUUAAAGUGGGGAGUGGAUUGGCAUGUUGUAAAACAACAUCGCAAGCACCACUCUUUUGAGGAGAGCUGUAGACUUUAAAAAACACAGGUUUAGCAUCUGUGAAGUCACCGUAGGCUUUUAAAGGGACAUUUUGAAAAAGCUUAGAUUUGAGUUUACUGUUGAAUGUAACCUCUUUUUUUUUUUUUUUUUUUUUUGGGAUGAAAAAAAAUGAGUGCAGCUGAGGAGGGUGCUGACAGGCUGAGAGACCUGUCAGUCAUGCAGACAUGCCCAAAAACAUGUUCUCUUAAAACAUUAAUAGCUCAUUAAUUUAAUAAUGAUUCUCAAAAUCUACAUUAAGACACACAGUUUGGAAAUCCACUUACUACCCCAUGUUCUUGUGUGGAAUUUUUUUUGUGUAAACUCAAUAGAGUCAGCAUUUAGAGACCAUUAGAAGAUCUUAAACUUAAAGCACUUGUGAUUGGUAUGAAUACUCUGCAAUGGUGGUUGCUGCUUUAGGGGAAGCUGUGGAGAACCAUAACUGCUGUGGACACUUCGGGUCUCUUUCAUACAGUCUGGAGUGAUUGUCACCAUUUCCUCCCAAACUAUGCCCACGUAUGUAAACUACAUGCUAUUUUCUGUUAAAAAAAAAAAAAAAAAAAAAAGACAAUGUUAUUAAGGGAAGUUGACAUUUAAAAAUUUAGCACUUUGGGUGUUAAGGACAUGUUAGAGCACCUACACUUACUUGCUCAGGUCAUUAUUUUUUGUGUUUAAUAGAAUAUUAAAAAAUAGAAAUCAAGCAUUUUCCAUUAUGGGGGGGGAAAAGGAAGGAAUAUAACAGGUUAAUGUAGGUAUGUGAUUGCACCGUCCAAACGUUGCCAUAUUUUAUGUACAUACAGGGUAAGUCAAUACGUGUAGCUACACUGCUCUCCGUGGGCUGAACCUUUCAAGCAUGUGGCCACACCCCAAUUAUUGAUCUCACAGUAGGUGUUUUCACCAGCUGUCAAAAGGAAAUAUUUGCUCUGACGUCUGUGACUGCUGUGUGGCCACAGGUACAACAUGAAAGUUCAGCAGCAAGUUUUCUGCUCUGUGAUUUAUUGCAGGCCUGCCCUUUCAUUUCUUCAGUACAGCCGAAAUAGCUGACCUGCUGACGUGCCAAAUGAGGCUAAAUUUAACAAAUAUUUGGUCAGUUUGCAGUACUGUUGCCUAAAUGUAUGUUUAUUUUUGUAUUAAUUCACCUGUAUGAAUAUGUAUAUUUUAGCAUGAUAGUAAGAUUAUUUUUCAUAAAUCUACCCUCCCUCAGAACUAUUUUUAGCAUUUACUAUGUCAGCCCGUUAGCUUCCUGUUUCCGCACUUCCACUCAUGACAGCAUGCUAAAUUUUGAGUUUGGGACAGAUUGGGUCUUACAUUACAUACAAUAGAACAGCUGCGUGUGUCUUCAGGGCAGCAUUUGAAUUAGUUAUGUGAAGUUAAGGGAAGAUGGACUUGAUAAAUAUAGGUACUGUUAAAAUGCUGUUACACAUUAGAGAAUAUUACUGUUAAGUUUUCUAAAUGCUGUGAUGUAUCUCUUCAUUUUCAAGACGAAAGUGAUUACAUUGUAAAAUGCCUUACUGCUGUUGCUUACUCAGAAAACGUACCUGUUGAUUUGAACACACGCACCUUUAUGCAGUUACUAUAUGAAGAGCACAAUAUAGUUUUUGAUUAUUAAAUGAAUAAAGGUUUUGAAUAAAACCAGGUCACCUCCUG